Messenger RNA from Serpula lacrymans var. lacrymans S7.9, 297 nucleotides. RefSeq lists its product as uncharacterized. Lineage: Eukaryota; Fungi; Basidiomycota; Agaricomycetes; Boletales; Serpulaceae. The transcript has a single exon. The annotation marks the transcript as partial. The record is from RefSeq and is a predicted model, not a curated record.
AUGCUCCAUGAUUCCAAGCUCCCAAAGUCAUUUUGGGUAGAUGCCAUGCAAACAGCUGCAUAUAUCACAGCACGCAGCCCAGCAUCAGGACUCCAUGGAAAGACCCCAUAUGAGAUACUGUUUAAAAGGAGAGUUGAUCCAACUCUGUUUCACCCUUUUGGAUGCCAAGCAUAUGCCUUGAUUCCAAAAGACAAAAGGCAAGGGAAGUUUUACUCCAAGGGGCGUAAAGCCAUAAUGAUUGGCUACACACAUGGAAAGCAAGCCUACAAACUCCUAGACACUGAAAAACAAACUGUG